AUGGGGAAGCGAAAGGCCGGCAAUACCCUCCAAACCCCAACGAAAAAGUUUUUGAAUAGUGAGAAACGUGACGUGUCAUCGGUAAGAAAUCGCUGAAGACUGUUAAAAAUCGUCUCAAUGAGAAGCGACAUCAACAGACUUCUUUCCAAAUUCGUUUUUCUAGGAUUCGGAUCCCGAGGACUUUGAAGAUCACGAACCGAUCGAUACGGAGGACUCCAGGAUUGAGAACGGCAACGCCACGUACGAACCGGAUCAACUGAGGGUUUUGACUGAGGUAACUCGUUAAAUUCAUAAAUAUUCUUUUUAAAAACAUAUUUUUUGCAGUCAUUUGCCGAAUUUCUCAAGACGCGACAAAUGGGCACGACUUCCGUGCACAACAUGGAAAGAUUGGUGGCCGAGUGGGCGGAGAGCCGUCCAGAAGAUGCCAUUGACGUCGGGCAAGUCGAAAUUGUCGAAAAACGCGGAAAGUAAUAGAAAAUUUCAGUCUUUUCUCCGCCGACUUCCGAAAAUACAUGAAGAGCGCGAUGAAGGUCGCGAAUCUGCAGCUCAGCGACGCCUCCUCAAUUUUGCUGACGUACAUCAGUAGCGAAAAGUCUCUAAAGGAGUACAAGUAUUUCCCGGCAAAGCCGCCGAGCAGAGUACUCAUUUACGCCAAAAAGAUGAAUUUGCCGACAAAGCCAUCAGAUCUUGCGGUCAGUUUCCAUCCAUUCCCAAUCUCCAGAAUCGAAACACUUUGCAGAGCACGUACAAACACAUGCGCGAGAACAAAUCGGCCAACAUAAUUCAGCAGGUCGAAGAGGAGAUGCGCGCCGGGAACGUCGCGUACAUCCAGCAGCUCCGAGGGUUCCUCGACAGUCAUCCAGACCUCACGGCCGCUCAGAAACACGCGAUAACUCUGCGCAUCAAGCGGCUUCAGAAACAAGCCCAGCCGAAGACCGACGCGCCGAAAAAGAAAAAGCCGGAGACCGCGUUCGGUCUCUUCUGCAGGACCAAAGCCGACAAGUACGCGCAUUUUCAUCAUUUUUUAUAUCUAUUUGCGACAAAUACAGAAGGAAUCAGCUGAUUCUCUCGUAUCGGUUGGGUUCCAAAUGGGUUAUUAUCACCUGAUUGAUUGAUAGCUCCUUUUCUCGCCUUUUCUCUGUUCGCUCACUCUAAAGUGACGAUUCUGAUGGGAGAAUGGCCAUCACCUGGCCAUUUACGUGAUAACAAAGAUCAAAAAGGAAUUUGCAGAUUCCGCGACCUUUCCGAGGAGGACCGCGAGAGGAAGCUUCGAAAAAAGUUCUCCAAAUUGUCGAAGCCAGAACUGGACCUUCUGGAGAGCCUGGCACUGAACAGCUAA
Molecule: messenger RNA, 1339 nt
Organism: Caenorhabditis sp. 36 PRJEB53466
Lineage: Eukaryota; Metazoa; Nematoda; Chromadorea; Rhabditida; Rhabditidae
Source: the annotation of a GenBank genome assembly